Messenger RNA from Pipistrellus kuhlii (Kuhl's pipistrelle), 4610 nucleotides. RefSeq lists its product as uncharacterized. Gene Ontology annotation, molecular function: zinc ion binding; aspartic-type endopeptidase activity; nucleic acid binding. The record is from RefSeq and is a predicted model, not a curated record. Lineage: Eukaryota; Metazoa; Chordata; Mammalia; Chiroptera; Vespertilionidae. Gene Ontology annotation, biological process: proteolysis; DNA integration; virion assembly.
AGGGAAGCAGAUGCCAUGAGGAGAGCGGGAAGCCUGCCAUAUACCAGACAAAGAGCCCAGAGGGAACAAUCCGCCUUCGUCGCCAACUCCACUGUUAAGACUUUACCCCUGCGAGCCACUGGUCCCCCAGAUGAGAGGGGCGAUCAGCCCCAUCACUACUGGCCUUUCGCCACUAGCGACCUUUAUAAUUGGAAAGCUCAAAAUCCUGAGUUUUCUGAGAAGCCAGCGGGACUUAUUAAUCUGUUGGAUUCUAUCAUUUUUACCCAUCAGCCAACCUGGGACGACUGCCAGCAGCUCUUGCAGGUCCUGUUCACCACCGAGGAGAGGGAGAGGAUCCUUAAUGAGGCCCGGAAGCUGGUUCCAGGCGUGGAUGGGAAUCCUACCACCAACCAGGCUCAGAUAGAAACCUCUUUUCCUCUUACUAGGCCUGAAUGGGAUGUCAGCACAGCAGAAGGUAAGGAGGGGCUCCGGGUCUACCGCCAGGCUCUAAUGGGGGGUCUCCGGGCGGCUGCCAGAAAGCCAACUAAUCUGGCUAAGGUAGGGAGCAUACAGCAGGAGAAAGAUGAAUCUCCAGCAGCCUUUCUAGAGUGGAUCAUGGAGGCAUUCCGCACCUAUACCCCCAUGAAUCCAGAGGCUCCUGAGAGUAAGGCAGCUGUUAUUGUAGCCUUUGUAAACCAGUCUGCUGCAGAUAUUAGGAGAAAACUGCAAAGAAUAGAUAGACUGAGAGAGAAGAGUCUGCAGGACUUGUUGGUGGUGGCUGAAAAGAUGUACAAUAACCGGGAGCCCCUGAAGAUAAACAGGCUCACAGGCAGACCUGAGAACUGGCUAGGAUCCUGGAAGUGGAAAAUGCAAAAGGAUCAAUGUGCAUACUGCAAGAAGAUAGGGCAUUGGGCUCAAGAAUGUCCUAAGAGAGGCAGUGGGAAAGGGAGCAAGACAGACUUAGUAAAGGUCUUAGGACUUGAUGAACUAAGUGAUUAGGGGAGUCAGGGUUCGGACCCCCUCCCCGAGCCCAGGGUAACUCUUAGAGUGGAGGGGACCCCUGUGGACUUCCUUGUUGACACCGGAGCGCAGCAUUCGGUCCUCUGCACUCCACAAGGAAAACUAACUAGCAAAAAAUCCUGGGUGCAAGGGGCAACUGGUAUGAACCAGUAUUCAUGGACUACCCGAAGAACAGUGGAUUUAAGGAUGGGCCAGGUAACCCACUCCUUCAUGGUAAUACCAGAAUGCUCCUACCCACUGUUAGGACGGGACUUACUGACCAAGAGAGGAGCUCAGAUAACUUUCAGACAAGGGGGGCCUCAGGUCACCGAUGGCGAGGGCCACCCCAUCCACGUUCUGACUCUGAGGCUAGAGGAUGAGUAUCGCCUCCACCAGGAGGCACUCCCAAGGGGGGAUAACAUGGAUAGAUGGCUACGAGAAUUCCCCACAGCCUGGGCAAAGACAGGAGGGGUAGGACUAGCUGCUCACAGGACCCCAGUCCUAGUGGAGCUAAAGCCAGGAGAAGGUCCGGUAAGGAUCAAACAGUACUCCAUGUCUCAGGAGGCCCAGGAGGGAAUUCAGCUACACAUCCAGAGACUGCGGAGUCUAGGGGUGCUGGUUCCCUGCCAAUCUGCUUGGAACACCCCCCUACUGCCGGUCAAGAAGCCUCACACAAAUGAUUACCGACCAGUGCAAGACCUCCGGGAAGUAAAUAAAAGAGUCAUGGACAUACACCCAGUUAUCCCCAAUCCAUACACUCUCUUGAGCUCCCUGGUGCCCACCAGAAUCUGGUAUACUGUAUUAGAUUUAAAGGACACCUUCUUCAGUCUGCCGCUAGCACCCAGGAGCCAACCCUUGUUUGCCUUCGAGUGGCAUGAUCCAGAGGAGGGCUACAGUGGACAACUCACCUGGACACGACUGCCUCAGGGGUUCAAGAAUUCGCCCACCAUCUUUAAUGAGGCACUACACGAAGACCUGGGUGAGUACAGAAGGGAGAACCCUGGCCUCACCCUCCUACAGUACAUAGAUGACAUCCUGAUUGCUGCCGACCCGGCAGAGGAUUGUGAACAAGGAACCCAGGAUUUGCUGGUCACCCUGGGGGCCUUGGGGUAAUGGGCAUCCGAGAAGAAGGCACAGAUAUGCAGAGAGAGGGUAAGUUAUCUGGGGUACAUCUUGGAGGGCGGACAGUGGCCAUUAUCAGAUGCCAGAAAAGAAACUGUCCUAAAGAUCCCCACACCCACCUCUCAAAGAGAAGUGAGAGAAUUCUUAGGGUUGGCCGGCUACUGCUGUCUCUGGAUUCUGGGUUUUGCUGAGAUUGCCAGGCCCCUGUAUGAAGCUACCAGAGAGGGGAAGACAUUUGAAUGGACAGAGAAAGAGGAGGCUGCCUUUAAUCAGUUGAAAAAGGCCCUCCUACAUGCCCCGGCUCUGGGACUGCCAGACAUUACAAAGCCCUUUCACCUCUUUGUAGAUGAGCGCAAAGGGGUAGCAAAGGGGAUUUUAACUCAAGCCUUGGGCCCCUGGAGCCAUCCAGUAGCUUACUUGUCUAAGAAACUAGACCCAGUGGCUGCCGGCUGGCCACCGUGCUUGAGGAUUAUUGCGGCAACAGCACUCCUAGUGAAGGAUGCUGACAAGCUAACUCUAGGGCAAGAAAUUUGGAUUACAAUCCCCCAUGCAGUUGAGGGAGUUUUAAAACAGCCACCUGAUAGAUGGAUGAGUAAUGCACGCAUGACUCACUACCAGUGCCGUCCCCUAAAUCCUCCCAGAGUGCGGUUCUGCUCCAGUGCAGCCCUCAACCCUGCAACUCUCCUGCCUGACCCCGACCUAGAUGCCCCGCUACAUGACUGCGCCGAGAUCUUGGAACAGGUGCAUGGACUCCGGAAGGACCUGACGGACCAACCCCUCUCAGAUGCAGAGGCCACAUGGUUCACCGAUGGAAGCAGCUUCAUGAGAAACAGGCACAGGUACGCGGGCGCGGCAGUAGUAACUGAGACUGACACCUUAUGGGCAGAGGCUCUGCCAUCUGGAACGUCAGCCCAGCGGGCAGAACUCAUCGCUCUGACAAAGGCAUUGACACUAGGGGCCGGGAAACGACUCAAUGUCUUUACAGAUAGCCGAUACGCGUUUGCCACAGCUCACAUCCAUGGGGCAAUCUAUCAGGAGAGAGGGCUGUUGACUGCAGAAGGAAAGACUAUAAAAAAUAAACAAGAAAUACUCGACUUGCUAGCUGCCUUAUGGCUCCCAGCCAAGUUAGCCAUCAUCCACUGCCCAGGACACCAGAAAGCCAACAAUCCUGUAGCCAAAGGCAACCAGAAGGCUGAUCAGGUGGCCAAAGAAGUAGCCCUCACUGCAGUCCCUGCACUGGCCCUGCAAUUGCCAGAGCCAGGAAACCCAGUUCUGCUGGAUCAGCCCGGAUACUCCCAGGAACAAUGAGAGCGAAUCAAAAGCCACCCCACAAACAAGGAAGUCAGAGGCUGGUGGUGUGCUCCAGAUGGGAAGCUCCUGCUACCAGACCAGCUUGGGAUCCCAAUGUUGAAACACAUACACCAAUCCACUCACCUAGGGUCCCGGAAACUAAAGGAUUUGGUCCGGCAUGCUAAGAUCAAAAUUCACCAACUGGACACCAGAAUAGAUCAAAUUAUAUCAGCCUGUAAAACUUGCCAGCUUACAAAUGCAAGGGCCGGGUCAAGUGGAAAAGGAACCCGGCUCAGAGGAACAAAGCCCGGGGUGCACUAGAUUGACUUCACUGAGGUAAGGCCGGGAAAGUAUGGCUAUAAAUAUCUUCUAGUUUUUGUAGAUACCUUUUCUGGAUGGGUAGAAGCAUACCCAACUAAGCAUGAAACAGCCCAGAUGGUUGCUAAGAAGCUACUGGAAGACAUUCUAUCCAGGUACGGUUUCCCAGCUGUGAUAGGAUCGGACAACGGCCCAGCUUUCAUCUCACAAGUAACACAGGCAGUAGCCAAGGCUAUAGGGGCAAAUUGGAAAUUACAUUGUGCGUAUAGGCCCCAGAGCUCAGGACAAGUAGAAAGAAUGAAUAGAACACUAAAAGAGACCCUUUCUAAACUAACCAUGGAGACUGGCGGGGACUGGGUGGCUCUCCUUCCCUAUGCUCUUUACCGGGUGAGGAACUCACCCUAUACCCUAGGCUUCACUCCCUAUGAAAUUAGGUUUGGUAGGCCCCCACCUAUCAUUCCCAAUCUUAAGGCAGAACUGCUAACUGAAUUUGACAACCAAGAAAUAUCUUUUUCUUUAAGAAGGCUCCAGAGGGUGCAUGAGGACAUUUGGCCACGCCUACAAGCCAUCUACGAGGCUGGCCCGAUCCCAACACCCCACCAGUACCGGCCGGGAGACUGGGUCUUUGUCAAAAGACACUGCCGGGAGACGCUUGAACCACGUUGGAAAGGACCAUACAUCGUGGUGCUGACGAUGCCCACCGCCCUCAAAGUGGACAGCAUUGCGACCUGGGUCCACCACACUCAUGUUCGGCCAGCUGACUCCUCUGCGAUCCGGGAAGACUUCGCCAACCGAUGGAGCAUCGACCGAGACCAAGACAACCCCCUCAAGCUCAAGUUAUGGCAUACUCAACCUGCCUGAUACUGGAAAUUUUGUUUGCGGCCACUCCGGCUGCAGGAGCC